Messenger RNA from Nicrophorus vespilloides, 5432 nucleotides. RefSeq names its product putative leucine-rich repeat-containing protein DDB_G0290503. The record is from RefSeq and is a predicted model, not a curated record. The coding region runs from base 98 to 5389 and encodes 1763 amino acids. The transcript is spliced from 24 exons. Lineage: Eukaryota; Metazoa; Arthropoda; Insecta; Coleoptera; Silphidae.
UUCAGUUGUUUGUCGUCCACUUUCAAACUGUUUCAGAAAGUUUGGUUAUGUUAUAUACUUAUGUGUUUUAAACAAAUAUUUUAUAUUAGCUACUAUCAUGACCAGUGAUUACGAUAAACCAGGGCCUAGUAGUGCUGGUAAUUUCGCAUCUUACCAGGAAAUUGAACAUGAGACUAGUAAAUACAACUACGAUAACUGCAUUAUUCAACAAAGAACGGACGACGAAUUCGACAGCUCAGACGAUGAAAACAACAAUUAUAAUGUUCUUCAUCAAAUUGAUGGAAAUGAUGUUAUACAGGAAUAUGGAAAAACGUUAAAUGCUGAUGAUGAAGAUGACAAGAUUUUAAAUAAAUUAUUGGAAUAUAUAUGCUCUGAUACAGAAGUAAUUUCAGAGAGUGAGAGCACUAGUUCAGAAAAUGAAAUUCAGUUAAAAUCCUUUGUAAAUUUCAUUACAAUGCUAAAUGAUGUUGAACCACGUUUCUCAGAAGAAGAUGGACAAACUGUUAAUCAAGAGCCAACAUCAAAGAAAGACACAAGUGAAGCAGCUCUGGAGAGUAGCAAUGAGAAACAGUUAAAAUCUGUGAAUAAAGAUGAUGCUAACAAAAGCCAACAAGAAAUAGCCAUCUCUACAAAACCUCAGAACUUGAUACAAUCACCUCAAGUAACUAGAAGUAAAAAUAAUGAAACAAAAAUACAUAUUGCUGAAAAUUUACCAAUUGUUCCACUUAUUAAAAAGAAGGUACUCAAAAGGAAAAUGAAAAAAAUACAAACAAAUCACACCAAUUCUAAAACAAUAAAAAGUAAACAUGAAGUCAAUUCAAAUUAUUCCUCUAGUGAUGAUGAAAAUACAAAUGUUCCAUUAAAGAAGAAGAUAAAGAUUCGUUUCAAGGCACAAGCUACCAAGAAAAAAAUAACAAAUGGUACUGAAUAUGAUAUGUCUGAUGAAUCAGAUAUUGAAGUAAAGGAUAACAAAAAGGAGACAACAAAAUCCAAAGAUGUGUCUAAGUUGGAUAAGCAGAAAAUGAAUAGCAUUUCAUCAGAUGAUCCUGUUAAAAAGAAUGAUGGUCAAGUUUCAAUAAAUUAUUUGGGCAAGUCAUCAGAUCAAUUCUCAAAUAUUCGAAACAUUCUUGAGCAAUCAUUGAUCCACCAGAAUCAAUUACUGGAUCUAUCGAACAAAGAUAAUUAUGAAGGAAUUCUCAAUAUAAUUAAUGAAUAUGCUGAUUUUAAAGAAGGAAGAAAUAAAAAGUCAACAACAGAAAGUACUGAUGAAACAAAACAAGUUUUAUUAAAACAAUCUAAUAAAAGUACUACUCUAACUGCACCUAAUCACAAGAAGAGUAUAAGAGGUGAAGCUACUGAAGGUUUUUUGUCAGAUCAAGGUAAUGAACUUCCUAUAUCUAUGAUCAGUCCGAGGAGGUCGCUACGACUCCUAAACAGUUCAACACAUGCUAAUGAAUCUACGACGAAAAAGUCUUCCACAGUUAUAACAGGAGGAAGUCAAAAUAAGUCUCGAAAUCAGUUGAAAUCUAAAGUUUGUGAAGAAGAAACUGCAGAUAUCGCAACUGGAGCAGACAAAAACCAAAUGAAUUCCAUUAAAAGUCCUAUUCUUCAAAAAAAGAAGAAUGUUUUGAAAAGUAAAGAUGAUGAGAAAGCUAGCAAAGUAAAUGCUGAUGAUAAUGAUGUUGGGACCCUAAAGAAACCAAGAAGACUGAAUUUUUCAAAAGGCAAAACUACGACUGAAUUACUGCCCGCACAAGGAAAUGAUAAACUGAUCUCCAAAGUGAAUCAGUCACAAGGAUUUAAUGAAACAUCUGACCAUGUUAAUGAUAGUGACAAAACUAUUUUGAGUCCCAUCAUCAAAUCCUGGAGGUCGCCUCGUUGGUUGAAAAGUCAAUCGGUACUUGUGGAUAAUACUAAAAAUAUUAUGACUUCAACUCCUAAUACAAACUCGUGUGCGCGGUUGAAAUCUAAAGUCACUACCAAUGUUUUAAAUAAAAAAGAGAAUACUUCUAAAUCUGAUUUAGUAAGAAAAGUAAAUAAAUCGCCAAGAAAGAUGAAUGACCAAGAAUCUUGUAAUGAAUUUGACGAUGACGCUAAAGACAACGAAAUAAAAGUGUCAGCAAAGAAAUUGAAAGAAUUGCAAAAUAAAAAGAAAUUGGCUACUAUAGAUGCAGGAGAAGAAAAUUCUUUAGUUGAAUUUAAGGAUAAAAUAAAUACGAAAACUGUGGAAGGUCAACAAUUUAUUGGUAUAAAGAGAAAAGCUUCAACAAGUAAAGAACAAUCGGAUAAAAAUAAAUCAAAAAAGCUGACAAACAUCAUAGCUUCAAAAGAUAAAGAUUCUAUUAAUAAAACUGAGGACGAUAAAGUUGAUAAUGAAAAUAAAACGGAAGCUAUAUGUCAACGAGUAACAAGAAAUCACUCAAAAGUUUUGGAAGGAAAAGUAAAUGAAUCACUAAAUAUAAAGAAACGAAUAAUUCCUAUAACUUCUUCUGAAGAACAAGUAUCUUGUAGCGAUAAUGAAGGCAAUAAAAAGGAUGGUACAGAAAACAAAAAUGUAACCGAUUUCAAACAGAAAGGAAAUAAUGAGAGUCAAGUAAUUAAAAAGACAGCAAAAGCUUCAACUAGUAAAGUAACAAAAUCAUCGAAAGUGAAGAAGCCAAUAAUAAAGAAUGUUGAAGAUAAAGAAGUUGUUGCCGAAACCAUACAGAAAGCAAGCAAAAUCGAGGAAAGUGAACAAACAAUAAGUAAGAAGGAAAUGGUUAUUACUAAAAACGUAAAAGUAUCUCUAAGCAAGAAGAAAUCGAUACUGUCUACAUCAUCUGUAGAACAAGAUUCAUGUGAUGAUCAAUUAGAUAAUGUCAAAGAAAACAAAAGGAAUUUAAACACACCUAAUGAAAUAAAGCAUGGAACAAAAACUUCAGAAGUAAGAAAUAAGCCAAAAGCUUCAGCCAGAAAAGUAAAAGAAUCGCUAAACAUAAAUAAACGAAUAAUUCCUAUAACUUCUUCUGAAGAACAAGUAUCUUGUAGCGAUAAUGAAGGCAAUAAAAAGGAUGGUACAGAAAACAAAAAUGUAACCGAUUUCAAACAGAAAGGAAAUAAUGAGAGUCAAGUAAUUAAAAAGACAGCAAAAGCUUCAACUAGUAAAGUAACAAAAUCAUCAAAAGUGAAGAAGCCAAUAAUAAAGAAUGUUGAAGAUAAAGAAGUUGUUGUCGAAACCAUACAGAAAGCAAGCAAAAUCGAGGAAAGUGAACAAACAAUAAGUAAGAAGGAAAAGGUUAUUACUAAAAACGUAAAAGUGUCUCUAAGCAAGAAGAAAUCGAUACUGUCUACAUCAUCUGUAGAACAAGAUUCUUGUGAUGAUCAAUUAGAUAAUGUCAAAGAAAACAAAAGGAAUUUAAACACACCUAAUGAAAUAAAGCAUGGAACAAAAACUUCAGAAGUAAGAAAUAAGCCAAAAGCUUCAGCCAGAAAAGUAAAAGAAUCGCUAAACAUAAAUAAACGAAUAAUUCCUAUAACUUCUUCUGAAGAACAAGUAUCUUGUAGUGAUAUCGAAGACAAUGAAAAUGAUGGUACAGAAAACAAAAAUGUAACCGAUUUCAAACAGAAAGGAAAUAAUGAGAGUCAAGUAAUUAAAAAUACAGUAAAAGCUUCAACUAGCAAAGUAAAAAAAUCGUCGAAUGUGAAGAAGCCAAUAAUAAAGAAUGUUGAAGUAGAAGAUAAAGAAAUGAAAAUGAAUCUAAUUGUAACCGAAACCACACAGAAAGGACCCAAAAUCGAGGAAAAUGAACAAACAAUAAAUAAAAAGGAAAAGAUUAAUGCUAAAAAUGUAAAAGUAGCUCUAAGCAAGAAGAAAUCGAUACUGUCUACAUCAUCUAUAGAGCAAGAUUCUUGUGAUGAUGAAUUAGUUAAUGUAAAAGAAAAUAAAAGGAACCUAAAUGUACCCGAUGAAAUAAAGUAUGGAACGAAAACUUCAGAAGUAAGAAAUAAGCCAAAAGCUUCAGCCAGAAAAGUAAAAGCAAAAGUUUCUUCAUCUUGUGAAGAGCAAGAUUUGAAUGUAAAUGCAAACACUACCAUAAACAAAGAAAUGAAAAAUAAAGAAGGUCAACAGGUAUUAAGAAAUAAGCCGAAAGCUUCAGCAAUAAACGUUAAAGAAUCGCAAAAUAUGGAGAAAGCAAUAGUUUCUUCAGCUUCUGAAGAACAAGAUGCUUGUAAUGAAAGUAAAGUAAAGGGUAUUAAUGUUAAAGAAAUCAAAACGAAUACAAAUAAAACUAGUGUCAUAAAGAAAGGAACAAAAAAUAAGAAAGAUAAAGAAGUAAUUAAAAAUGAUUCAAUAGCUACGACACUUAAAGUAGUUUUAGAAAAGCUACAUUUUUAUAACGAAAUUGAAGUUAACAGUACAGAAAAUGAAAAUUCUAAUGUUGCAAGUACGUCUCAAAAAGGAAUCAAAGCUACAGAAAAUAAAAAACUAAAAAAUAAUAAUUCAAAACUUUCGACUACAAAAGAAUCGCCAAAGAAGAAUACAGCUACAGCUGCCAAAGAUCAAGACUCUUGUAGUGAAAUGGAAGAUGAUGAACUUAAGGGUAAAAGAAACAAAAUUAAUACGAAUAUUGCAAGUACAUCACUAAAAGGAACCGAAACUGUGAAGAGUCAACAAACAGUGAGAAAUGAGAAGACAGCUUCAAAAAGAAAAUUGAAAGAAACGCGAAAUAAGAAACAGGGUGAUACUGAAGAAGAGGACAUGUCUUAUUCUUCUCAAAAGAAACCUAAAUUAAGUGAAGCAACCAAUAAGAAUACUGCGAGUAGCACGGAUGAUGAAACGAAUGAACUUCCUCUACAGAAGAGAGCUUACAAUUCGACAAGAAAUAGCAGCAAAAUUCAUCGCGAUAUUAGUUUAAAUAAUGGCGAGGUUUCACGUAUUAAAAAAGAAUCAGGUUCAGUAUCUGAUAAACAGCUUCAACGUAUCUGCGAUGAACUCAAUGCGUCUCGCAAAUCGCUUGAUUUUUCGUUUGGUGAUGCAACAUUAAAUGAUUCUCUUAGGCGAAGUAGUCGUUCACGAAAACCAGUAAAAUUUAAAGGGUGCAUGUACAUUCAAUCCAUUGAAUCAUCGACGUCAGGAAGGAAAAGUACCACUCGGAAAAGGAUGACGAUUUCGCAAACACCAACUGCAAAUGCUUCGAGAACAAACCAAGAAAACGAUGAUACUCAUGAAGGAAAUUUAGAAGCUAAUAACCAAGUUUCAUCUCAAAGCAAAGCUGAAAGUCAGGUCUCCGAGGUUCAAUCAACAAGCAACACUACUACUAAAUUACACAAGAAGAGGAAACUGUUUUCGCCGGAUACCUAUUUAAAUUCGUCUGCAAUAGCAAAAUGUUGUGAACACACACAAGCUUAAUUUUAUUUAUGUUCUUUUUUAUUUUUUUACAUUUUACAAAUGU